CUGCCACCGCAACUCGGCGGAGUCAGCAGCACCCAGCCAUCCAGCGGCAACUUUUCGGGCAAAUCAUCAACCCAAGGCUCAGGAACAGCCCGAAAAUGAGUCACUUCAAGGAGCGCUUUGUGACUCUGCUCCAUGAGAAGAACUUUGUGACGGAUCAGUUGGCGACGCUGGAGCAAAAAACAGGAGUGAAGAGAGAGUACAUCACCGUGGGUGUCCUGAGUCUGAUCGGGCUGUACCUUCUGUUUGGAUAUGGAGCCUCACUGCUCUGCAACCUGAUUGGCUUUGUCUACCCAGCAUAUUUCUCCAUUAAGGCCAUCGAGAGCAACGUGAAGGAAGAUGACACACAGUGGCUGACCUACUGGGUUGUUUAUGGACUCUUCAGCGUUGUCGAGUUCUUCUCUGACAUCUUCCUUUUCUGGUUCCCCUUUUACUAUGCCGGCAAGUGUUUGUUCCUGAUCUGGUGUAUGGCUCCGGUGACAUGGAACGGUUCUGAGAUCUUGUACAAUCGUGUGAUCCGGCCGUUUUUCCUGAAACACCAGGCAGCCAUGGACAGCGUGGUCAGCGACCUGAGCGCCAAGGCUAAGAACAUAACUGAGAGCGUGACAAAGGAGGGUGAGAUAACGUCAAUAUACAUCUGUUAACCGGGCCCUCAACCAUGACAAGGACCAGUGAGAGACAUGGAAAGGCUUUGUGUGUGUGUCUGUGUGUCUGUGUGUCUGUGUGUGUGUGUCUCUGUAAUUGAAAGAGUGACUGAAUGAGUUUAUGUGUGUUUGUUGUUUUGCUUUUGUUCUGUCUUCAAACCUCCUACCAUGACGAAUGAUGUUGAUCAACCCCUGCGUCAUGUGGUGAACCGAAGCUUCACACUCUUGAAAAUGAAUAAAAGGUUGUUUGUUUAUCACAUCAGUACUGCCAUCGGUACUGCCAAGACAAUCGGAGAAACUGUGACCUUUUUAUGUGAUCUUCUUUUAUUUGUCGUAGUGUGACAACCUUCGUGGAAAGAAAUCUAAUGAUGUCAAAAAAUACAAUUGUGUGCCUGCAGGUUUCAGCAGCACUAGCGGUACAGUCGAUAUUUUUAUGUCUAAUUGAGCCAGAAAACUGAGGCUGAUGACGUUACGGUUAUAAAAGCAGUUUGUCUUCAAAUGUGUCCACAAACAGCACUUUCUAAUUGUUAAUCAAAACUGGAACUUUUACAUGUCAUUAACGUGUUCUCGCUCUUAAAAGCCUCACUCUUGCAUGUGCGAAGCGGCAUUUAAAGUCUGUUGGAGCUAUUGGGAAUGGGAGGGUACUUCAUCUGUAACUUUAUCUUGAAGACUUCUGCCUUUUAAUAUGUCUUAAUUUAUCAUCUCAUAAUACUGAAAUAAUAAAACUGGAACCUGAAUGAAUUGAA
Messenger RNA from Epinephelus lanceolatus (giant grouper), 1387 nucleotides. RefSeq names its product receptor expression-enhancing protein 5. The record is from RefSeq and is a predicted model, not a curated record. NCBI's taxonomy places the organism in Eukaryota, Metazoa, Chordata, Actinopteri, Perciformes, Serranidae.